Molecule: messenger RNA, 6450 nt
Organism: Varroa destructor (honeybee mite)
Lineage: Eukaryota; Metazoa; Arthropoda; Arachnida; Mesostigmata; Varroidae
Source: RefSeq, a predicted model, not a curated record
UUCUGCUGGUGCAUUCGCUGGUCCGCGCCAGGAAGGAACGGAACGUCGAAUCUGGACACGAGGACGAAGGACGGAAGGAGGACGAUGGUCUAGGACAAUAGGAGAACACCCAGCCAAUAACAGACAGCAAACAACAAAACACAGUGGUGUGCGUCGUCAUGCACAGGGCAGCAUCUGCAUGCCAGCGUGUAACGAGAGUGCGCUAAGCUUAGGGAAGAAGUUACUUAAUUAUAAUUAGUCAUUGAUUUCGAGGCUCGGGUCAUGCCAAACAUUCAGACACAGUUCAUAUACUGGGACUGAUUCGGAGUGUUGAAGCUGAUCCGAGCUUGGUUGAGGGAAGAACGCCGAUGCUGCCAAAUAUCGAAUGCUGUCGCACAUAGUCUGAUAAAGAAGGAUCAAAUCGUGUGCAGUUCUGAUAGAAGGGAAGCGGUCCGCAACAAGAUGGUUGCAAAACAAGGAUGACGGAGCUCUGCAGAAACGCUACGUUACGACACGUAGCGAGUAAACGAACGCAAACGUAAUCUGGUGUUGAUCUCAAUGAAAUAAAGAAAACAACAUGCCUGAACAACUCGAAUCAUAGAAGAUGGAAGAGUUCACUUAAGAUUAUCGGCUGCUACAUGAAGUGUUUGGUACAAACGACGAUAGUUUAAAGACGCGUUCGGGAGCCAUGACUACUCGUCAGUGAGAGCGUUUCGUUGUGUGUCGCUGAAUAUUUAUACGAUAGUGUAGAGAGUGGAUCUAUGAGAGAUAAUUAUUGAAGAAGCUGCUCGAAGACAUGUGACUCAAUCAAUUGGUGUGGUUUAGCAUAGCGUGUACUACGAUACGGAAUUGAGUUGAACAGGAAGACUGCUUGCGAAAAGAGAAAACAUUUGCCAAGGCUUACAAGCAAUAUGCUAGUGCUCAUUAUCGUCAUCGUCGAGGUUUGACUGCUGUCUUUAAUAAACGAUUAUAUGAAUAUGACUUGAUAGCACAGGAUUUCGUGCGGUGUGAUGUGUGAGGUGACAGAGCGCGGAGCAUCUGGCUGCUCCUGCCUAUAGCGGUACUGCUCAAAUCGACCUCUUCCUGCGCCUGUAGUACUAGGCUAUACGUCAAACGCUCUCCUCCCGUCAGAUGAAACCGAUGACGCGCUAAAUUUAGCAUGGAGGCGUCGUGCGAGCCGCGCAAACACCAUUAAGUGAUAUGAUUACUUUGACUACUAAAUCUAAUUGACGAAACGAGACCUGCAAAAAACGUUUAAUUUUGCUGAACGAUUAGCAAAGACGCAAAGCCGGAUGGGUGCCCUCAAAAAAGGGAAAAGUCGCUUGCAAAGCAACCUCACAUCAAACACAAUCAGAAGCUUGGACCUUGCUUUAAGUUUACUCUGUUACCGUGUAAGUAACAAUCAUCGAAAGGGGCGAGCGACGUAUUCCGAUGUGAGUCUGUAAGUGUCGCCAGAAACGUCAACGACACAGUUAUAGAGGGGUGAAAACUACCAACAGCGACAAGUGAGGUAUCAGCUCGGUUCUGUUUCUACUUCAAGUGAGUACUAGCACGAUGACUCGCUGAAUGCUACAACAUCUGCAAUUUUUACGACAACAAUAACUUCUCCUUCAGUUGAAAUUAAACCAGCAUGACGACAGUGACUCUGCCAACAACAGUGAUGUUGCUCGAAAACAAGCAGGACCAGACAACGACGGCGGAGGACAAUAACAGCCAGAAGUGGUGAUUUUCCUAAAAAGAAUCACACUAGGAGAACGGACACGUUAGCCGAGUCAUUGAGUACAUCAAGUCAUCGCUAGACGCCAGCCGUUUGGCCCCCGCUAUCACCAUACCGCGUAACCCAAGGUUCUUUGGCGGGUGGUGUUCCCCGUGAGAUGCUCAGAGGACAUCAACAACACCAUCUGACUAGCGUCCCGUCACCGCCUUCAAUGGGAGCCUGCGAAGAGUCGAUGGAUACUAAUAACAACCUGCAGAGCGCGGCAGGCACUGGGGGCGCUCGGCCCAGCCCGGGCCUGACGCAACAGUUACCGCCGCAGUUGAAUCACCACCCCCCGCAGGUGGGACCCCCGCAGUUGGCGUCACACUCGCCAAGUCCGGGUGGUCACCAUUCUCCCCAGCAACAGCAGCGGCAGCAUCAUCAACAGCAGCCACAACAUCAACAACAAUCGCUCGUACGGAGCAGUCACGGGCCUCAUGGUCAUGGAUUCGGCCAUGGGCACGGCCAUAGUCAACUCAUUGAUACGAGCGCCUGCUGGAAAGACGUGUUCCUCGGCCAACGUGAGUUCUCCACAUUUGACGAGUUUAGCCAGCUGUUCUCGAAGUUCGAGAAGCGGUCACGGUUCCUGUUUCGUGUCAAGAAUUCGUCGAGUGUUGAGGCAGAAAAUCGCCGCCGUAAAGAUCAGAUUGAUGGUGCCAUCAAGUACUCAGGACUCGUCCUGUGCUGUGUUAACUCGGAGCUCGGCCAUGGAAAGCCUAACAGCAGUCGUUCAGGGCAAUGCAAGGCGCACAUCUACCUGCGGUAUCGAUCUUCGACACGACGGCUCGCCAUUAUGACUUCGUCGUUCAUCCACAAUCAUCCCCAGGAAGAGGGCGCUUCACUCAAUACCAGAAUCUGCGUCACCGAACGAUUAGGCAAACAGGACCGCUUGGCUCCGCGGCGCAAGGGAGCUCGCAGCUCGAAGGCUCUCUUGUCCGUGUUGCCCCACGCCGGGCAGUUCCCCGGAGGCGGUCGGGGGACAUUCUCGGGCCAUGGCCCCGGUCUCUCCUUGUCCUCUCAUUCACCACCGGAGACAGCUCUGUCCACCCCUUCAGCAUCCCCACCGGUGCCGUUAGACCUGCGUGCCGGUAGGGUUCCGGGGGGAAUGCUCGGCGGACAUCCUUUCCUUUCCGGGCUACCGUUCCUUUUGCCCGGAGCAAGCCACCUGAGCGCCCAGGAGGCAUUUUUGCAACGCCUGAUCCAGACGCAGGGCGGCCUGUCCGGAGGGCUUUCAGGAGUAAGCGGCAUACAAGUGCCCACAUCACCUUCCCCCAGCGAGAUACUCGCACAAAUGGGAACGAACAGCUCUCCAUUGCACGGGAGCGGCAUCCUGCCCCCUUUUUCACCUGAUAGCUUACUAGGGAAACGUCUUUCGCCAUUCCGUCCCUUUGGAACGCACGCAACCCUGCCGCCGGAGGAGGCCGUCGGUACCAGCAGGGCCUUCUCGCCAAGUAGCUUGCCCCCGCAUCUGCAAUCUCAUUUUUCUAGCAUUGUGCAAAAUGGCAUUACUCCACCGGGAAGUGUAAGCAACGCCUCCAGCACGAACCAGGUUGCCGGAGGUCUGCUGGAACCUGAAUGCGUCCUGCGCACGUCGGAGAGCAAGCGGCUACGUCUGUCACCAUGCGGCAGCGAGUCGUCGCUCACCCUCACGGGAAGUGCGCCCACUGCCGAAGCCAGCAACGGACAUGUUGCCGGGUCAAACGACCUUCGCCUCCGGCUGUUCGAAACAACCUCGAACGAGCGAACCGCUGACAGCGAAUCUGAAGGCUCGCCGCGAUCGACUGGAGCCCGCGACGAGGAAGCGACAAUGAUGAGCGCUUUGGGUAGCAGCCUGGCCGCCGCUCAAGGCCAAGGCGGUAGUUUGGUUCAAGAUCUCAGCACGAAGGCGGGUUUACGCCGGCCGAGUGGGGCGUCGUCCCCAAUUGAGGUUCCCGCCUCACCACCCGCGUCGGCUCCGGCAACGCCGCGCACCUCAUCCUCUUCGCCUGUUGUACUCGACGAUGCAGGCGACGUCAGCCUCAUGGAUCAGGACCAGCCUGUGUCCAUAAUAGUGAGAACCGGCGCUAGCGAAUAUGAGCUGCCAUGGGAGCAGCUAGAAUCUCUUUUCAAAUUGUGUGCCAAAUGCGGUGGUCGUGUGGAUGACUCCGCUGAGGACGCACACACGGAAGGCUGCGCCCUUACCCGUCUUGCUGUUACGGACGGUAGCAGUAAUGGAGCCAGCAGCAACAACACCAAUGUGAACCUGAGUAACGGGGGUAAUGGUACGGGGAAGUCUGUAGAGAACAGCAGUCGAGCGCCCAUUACCCUCGAAACGCUCUGUCAGCUGGCCAAGGCGCGCCGAAAGCACAGCAGUGAGAACAGCAGCUCAGACGCCUUCAACUCGGAGAGGUGACUUACACUUAACUCGGUGGAGAUACAAUCGUCAGAUUUAGAAUUCGAAGCAGCAGCAGCACGUACCUCAGCAACAAUGACCCUAACAGCAGCCAUACAGUUCCCAGCAAAAUCAGAGAUAACAACAACAACACCAACAACAAUAGCUAUACCAGAAGUCCAACCGAAUACCGAUGCAGUCGCUUCAAAAAGGAUAAUGACAGAAUUGAGGAAGAUGACGUUGUCAUCAACAAAUGACGAGGUUAUGCAGCGAGGCCCGAUCGUGAUCGAUGGCGUCGAAAUGGAUCGGUUCACACAGCCAUUAGCUGAUGGUAUCGUUAGUUCAGCAGAAUCACAGCCAGUCUCGCCAGAGUUAGUUCGGCCGUACAAGAAACUGCGUCGCUUUUUGCAAACCCAACAGGACAACAAUAGUGACAAUCGCAUGCCCUUGCCUUCUGAUUUCUGCAAUCAGAAGGAGUCGGUGCUGGUUGGUGCCGCAGCACUGCACAACGGUGGCGCUAACAACAACGAAAUUGACAACGAUACGAUCAUUACCAACGGCAACAAAAACAGCGGUGGUAGCAUAACUGCAACAAACUUUAAUAGCGUAAACAGAAAGACCAAUAGGCCGCUUAUACCGGCCUAUUUGCCGAAAAAGUUGCGCGGCCGAGGACGCUCACUAGAUCUCGGCAGAAGCGGUAGCGUUAGUACGAGCCCAUCGGAGAGUCCCGUUGAAAGUCCGCUAACAGACUGGAGUCGUGACGAUGUCACUCAGGAGGUUCCUGGGCCGGGCACUCGCCCCUACUGCAUCUACGACUAAGCAGCGGACACCGCCACGGAGCGGCCAGCAAUAGCUCGAGUAUCAGGAACAAAUUCAUAUUUUACUAAUACUACGGCUGCAUAUUGGAACAACACAGCGACAGAUCGGUCGGCCUGCAGUCGAUGGCCUACGACUACCAGCGACUUAUUUAAUAGCUCUGCGCUAUUCAAUACAACUUCCUAACUCUCUCAUCAUCACUACCACCAUUUAAUGUCUUGUAUAGUAUAUAGUGCUAUAGCAAACGAUGGCGUGUCGCGCUUUUAGUGCCACAUCUCACGUGUGGCCUACGCGGACGAGCGGUUAGUGCUAGUCCAAGCAGAGGGGAUUAUGGGAAAUACACAAUUAUGACUGACCACAAUCAAAUGACCGUAUUUCACAAGUGAAGGAAACAACACGAUCGAUGAAUGAGUACGAAUAGCUGAAAACAAAUCAUAUUCCUAUACAGAAAAUAAGAUACUAUUGUGUAUUAUUUUUGAAUGAACCAUUUUUGUUUUUUGUAUUAUUGGGUUGUGUGACGUCCUCAUCCGUUGGUGGCCACUGAGCCAGGCGCUGUACAUGGGCAAAUUAACCAUUAAAAGAAGGUAGCAACAUCCUGUACGUAGAGACAUUGCAGAAAACAUAACAGAGUAUUGUUUAGACCCAAGUUAGCGGUGAUUAGAUAUGGAAGCUGACGUCCCUCUCGGCGAAAACUGGUACUACAUGAAAACGAUAAACGGUCUAGAACAUGUUCAGCUCGACGCAGUGUGUUCAUUAUUAACUAUUCAUUAUACGAUUCAAUAACGAGCAUCGUCUAAUUUGAGUUUAACAAGCUUGUUUGUUGUUCCGAGUGAGGGUGUCAGCCAUCUUGGCAAGCCUUUGCACUACCGUUGGUGACUAGCACGUUCUCCAAAACUGAGACAAAUGACCAACGGAUUUUCGUACCGUUACGUCGUUCGUUCAAUUCGUUACAUCCUCAAAACGGCAGUGCUUCUGCAAAAUAUUUCUACAAAACAUAGAUAAAAUGUUGAAAGACAAAAAGAUUCAUUUAUUCUGGAAUACCAUACACGAAGAUGCUGUAUCUUAUCUGCCUUUUGGUUCCUAGAGACGAAGAGACACCUUCAUCGCCUGUAUGUGUGAAGACUAGCAGCGAGCAUAUUUAUGAACGCGCCAGGAAGCGCGAUUAUCCAUCGCUCGGAUUGGCUUACACCUGUAGCUCGAAGUAACGGCGCGAAAACUCCGAGGAACGGGCAUGUGCUAAUAGUGCUACUACAGAUAAAAUGAGAUUCGUAUCAUACAGCAAAAAAAAAAACAAAGGAAUAACAUGACUGGUCAUCAACAGCCACACACACACACACACUACGCGCGUAUAUAUAUAUAUAUAUAUAUAUAUAUAUAGAAUAGAAGACGAUGCUAUAGGAAGGGGGACGGAAAAAUCAUCUAUAUACAUAUAAGAUUAUUUUUCUUCGAUCUUUGAACGCAUUAUGGCAAUAGCCAUUUCAAUAGUUAUUAUUGCGAUUCAUAUUAUUCAAAUACUUGUUGUUGUAAU